Messenger RNA from Canariomyces notabilis, 3703 nucleotides. RefSeq lists its product as uncharacterized. Lineage: Eukaryota; Fungi; Ascomycota; Sordariomycetes; Sordariales; Chaetomiaceae. Bases 299 to 3520 code for a protein of 1073 amino acids. Gene Ontology annotation, molecular function: protein binding. Gene Ontology annotation, cellular component: cytoplasm. The transcript is spliced from 4 exons. The record is from RefSeq and is a predicted model, not a curated record. Gene Ontology annotation, biological process: positive regulation of TORC1 signaling.
UGUCCCUAACGUUAUUUCCCAUCCUCAACCCAAAAGACAGCUGACGACGGCAUUGAUUACAUUCCAUCCAACCCUCGGAGAUGGUGGCCCUAGAUUGGUCAACUUUCCCUGGAUGAGCUAUUGAUGUGCAUGUGCGUGGCAGCUUUUGGGACCCAAUACCUCAUAGAGAUACACUGGACGGGAAAGCGUAGCCCGCUUCAGACGCUCAUGACAGGAGGAGUUUCGUCUCGUCGUGUUCCAACGAGGCAAGAACGAGGCAAGCAUUCUCAGCACCGCGCUGCCUUGACUCUUCAUCACCAUGGAUCGCCCUGAAUCAGGCCUGAUCAAGUGGUCACCCAAUGCCGCCCACGAUUCGUUUCUCCACAUCAACCUGCAGCACCGCAUCGUCCAGGUGUACGAAGCGACGGGGCGUGCGGAGCGCGGACGAUUCGAGUACAGGAAACUCGCAAAGCACGAUGACCUCCCGCCCCUCACCACCUAUGACUGGUCGCCUUCGGUGCCCGGCCUGGUUGCCGUGGGCACCUCGACGGGCGUGGUAAAUCUGCUGCGUGUCGACGAUAAUUCCAAUGCUUACCUGGAACUCGGCCUGAGGGUGUCACGCACAUGCCAAGCCGUCGCGUUCAACACGGCAGGCAAACUGGCCGUCGCCCUUGAUAGAGUCAGGAACGACAACUGCCUCUAUAUCUGGGAUGUCAACCGCCUCUCUGCUAUAGAUGCCUCCGUCCCUGGAUUCCCUGCCGACCUUGAGCCCCCGGAUCCCGUUGAUAGGCUCGAGCCCGGCGUGUCCGUGACCAGCGUCAGGUUCUUUGAGGAUAACCCAAACGUGCUGAUAGCCGGAAUCAAGGGCCAAGGUCUCCGGAUACACGACCUACGAGACCAGGGACCUGGCCCGGUUGCUCAGUUCCCUACCAAGUGCUGCAACAACCUUGCCAUUGACUAUGCUGAUCAGAAUUACUUUGCAUCUUCUGCCCUGGACCAGCCCGGACUCAUGAUCUGGGAUCGCCGCGCCAUCAACCGCCAUGUUGUGACUCAAACUUAUGCCGAUGCUCUCGAGACGGACAACCUGCCAUGGGGUGGUGCCUUGCGUCUAGACCGUGCCGUUCAGAUCGAGGCAGACCCAGCCUUGAUGGACUCCAAGAGCUCCUUCAUCCGGUCUCUCCGCUUCUGUCGUGACCACCCUGGCAUGCUCGCCGUCCUCUCACGCACUGGCCAACUGAGGAUUCUGUCAACCAGACAUGAACAUGUGGAUGCAGACGCCCGCGUUGAUGGCAGCCCGGAGUUGCUAGAGGUUCGGCGGUCGUACGAGAUGGAUCCUCUUUAUGCAGAGGUUAAUCGCAAGGGCGACAAGAUCGUCUCUUUCGAUUGGGUCACCAUGAGCUCACCCGUUCUUCAGCCUCGACUGCUCGUGCUGCGAGCCAGUGGUGCCUUUGACGUUUUGGAAAAGCCCUCGUUUACUUCGGAAUAUCCCUUCAAGCUGAUACCAUGGCAGCCGCCUUACCGCGGGCUGGAAGGCAUGCCGAACGGGCAUGCUCAAAGAGACGACGACCAUAGCCCGGCAGAAGAGCUUCUCUACCCAGACGUGAUCGAUUUCGAACCACCUCAACGUCAGAGCAUCUUUGGGCCGCUCUUGAUUGAGCAGGCUCUGUCCGGUGUUGCGCUAUUCGGACCGCAGAAGGCAAACAUAAGAUCGCUGGUGGAGCAAGUGCUCACCAAAUCCUCUACAGAAGAGCGUCGGGUUGUUGCCACCCUGGCAAAUGAUUAUCUCUCAUUCUCGUGUAACCAGGCGUCGUCUAUUGCAGACAAGCUGAGGGCCUUGAGAUUAGCUUCCAAAGACGGACAGGUUCAGUCGGACGAGGAGCUCUCAUCCCAGCUGAAACGCCACGAAAAACUGCUUACCGAUACCAGAGACAUGGCGGGCCUUUCACCUAAUGCACGCUUUGUGCUAGAUCACAGUAUGCUUCUCCGCGCAAAAGAGGGCUACCGUUUCGAUUUCGCCAAGAAUCAACGGAUUGUCGCAGAUGACCCAUGGCUUCAGGAUGUCUGGGCUUGGGUCGAUGGCGCCGAGGAAGCUGCGCUGGAUUGCGGGAUGAUGUCGCAUCCCUUGGACUUGGGUUACAUGGGCGUGCACACCAUAUGGACUAAUGACCUAGGCAGUAGGCCCCAGAUGAGGCUGGCCGAGGACGCCUCACCCCCUGACGAGUUUGGAUGGGAACGUUGCUUGAAUGCGAUCAACAAGAAGCUUGGGGUUCCAAGAUUUGACGGCGUGGUAGAUACAAAACGGCCUCAUCACAGGGAAUUGUGCCUUGAAAUAUGUGGCUGGGGCCGUUCUUACGAGGCGGAAUGUGAGGAGGCGCUGUCCGGGCCGAGCGCGAAGCGAGAAUCGACGUGGUACACCAUGGUUGCCGCCCAUGCCCUUUUCAGGGGCGACACCAAAGAAGCAGUCCAGGUGCUGAAGAAAGCCAGUACCGAGCAUCCUGAGCUGCUUUUUGUCUCGCUAGCCCUCCAGCUCAUCGGCAAGACCAGAGAAGACGACACAAAAGAUACGCUCGACUUUGAUGAGAAAGUGGCCUCCAAAGCAGACCCUUACCUCCGUGCCAUAUCAUCCAUCAUCGCAACAGGAGACUGGGCCGUUAUUGCCGGCCAACGGUCCCUGCCGCUCCGCGACCGGUGUUUCGUCGCUGUCCGAAACUUUGACGACGAAGCCCUCACCGCCUGGUUGGAUCGCGAAGUGUCGCUUGCCAAAGAGGCCGGUGACAUUGAGGGUAUCGUCCUCACGGGCAUCACUGACUCUCUGGUCGACAUCCUUGCCCGCUACGUGCACAACUUCAACGAUUUCCAAACAGCUACGCUUCUCCUCUCGGUCUGCGCACCUCGCUUCAUAGACGACGUGCGCACCACAGCCAUGCGCAACGCUUAUCGUGCCUACCUCCAGCGCCAUCGCGCCUUCUUUCUCCGCGUCAAAUUCGACGUCGAGUCGACCAAGCUCAGUAAGCACGGGGGCCGGCCCACCCUCCGCCCCGCCGGCCGCCAGAUCGGGCUGCGCUGCGUCUAUUGCGACGUGGAGACCAAGACCGAGUCCCUGUCAAACCAGCUACAGCAACAACAACGGCCGCCCUUGCGCCGUGGAGGCAGCGGCGUUACCGGCAGGUCGGCGAUGCCAAACUUCAUGCCCAAUCACCCGUCCCGCAUCGAGACGCGAGCGCACCAUUACCAGUCGGCGAACCCGUUCACCGAGAAGAUGGUUGCGGCGGGCAUCAGCUGCCCCAACUGCAAGCAGCACCUUCCGAGGUGCGUCGUGUGCCUCGAGGUGGUGGGCAUGCCGCGCAGCGACAGGGCCGAGCUCUCGCGCGACCCGGACGUCAGGCGCGCCGCGCGCUUCCCGACCUUUUGCGUCUCGUGCGGUCACGUGCUCCACCUGGACCAUGCCCGCCAGUGGUUCGCCAGGCAUAGGGAAUGUCCUGUCCCCGAAUGCAGGUGUCUCUGUAAUACUAGGGUCAAUGAGGAGUUGGAUUAUGCUUGAUGUUAGCUAGUGCUCAUAUUGUACUGCACUGUACUGCAUGAUGGGUGGGAAUUGGCUGUCUGAAGGUCUGGGCAGGGUUCUGGCGGCUUGAAUGAGUCCUAUGUUGCGAAAUACAUAAUGAGUGUAGAGAGGUCUGUUGUUAUCUACAUAGAGUGGACAUGAUGAUACGUAGUGUGGGAGACG